Messenger RNA from Solea senegalensis (Senegalese sole), 1025 nucleotides. It is a transcript of the gene btf3, whose product is annotated as basic transcription factor 3. The record is from RefSeq and is a predicted model, not a curated record. The transcript is spliced from 6 exons. Lineage: Eukaryota; Metazoa; Chordata; Actinopteri; Pleuronectiformes; Soleidae. Gene Ontology annotation, cellular component: cytosol; nascent polypeptide-associated complex. The coding region runs from base 77 to 565 and encodes 162 amino acids.
UUUUGCCGUACGUCACUUCCUCCCUCCUCUCUCGCUUCCAUCUUGCUUCCCGCAUGUGUCUGCUGUUAGUUUACAGAUGAAAGAAACAAUUAUGAAUCAAGAAAAACUUGCUAAACUACAGGCACAAGUCCGCAUCGGCGGAAAGGGUAGUGCUCGCAGAAAGAAGAAGGUUGUCCACAGAACCGCAACUGCAGAUGACAAGAAGCUCCAGUUCUCCUUAAAGAAGCUUGGUGUCAACAACAUCUCCGGCAUUGAAGAGGUGAACAUGUUUACAAAUCAAGGAACAGUCAUCCACUUCAACAACCCCAAAGUACAGGCCUCACUCGCAGCCAACACCUUCACCAUCACUGGCCACGCUGAGACCAAGCAGCUGACCGAGAUGCUGCCGGGCAUCCUGAACCAGCUGGGAGCCGACAGCCUGACGAGCCUCAGGAGACUCGCCGAGGCCCUGCCCAAACAGGCUGCAGAUGGAAAAGCGCCAAUUGCAACAGUAGAGGAAGAAGAUGAUGACGUUCCAGAUCUGGUGGAGAAUUUCGACGAAGCAUCCAAGGAUGAGGCUAACUAGAGGAAAUUGGACUCCCCGGAGUGUCAAAACUUGACAGGACCAUAUGGGCACAAGAUGUUUUAAUGUCUUUUUAGAGAGGUGGAAUGUUAAUAAAGUAUCCGAGAAGAUUUUUAAUCUGUCAACUUUUUUGCUGUGAGCAUUCUGUAACAUGUACAACACCUCGACAAAUGAAUUACAUACUCCCGAGUGAAGUAUUUUGGAGUAUUUUUUUAGAAUAGUACUCUAAAGUAUUAAAAACCAGGCUAGCAGUAUUUAAGUGAGGUAUUUUAGUAUUCAUUCCACCUCUUGUUUGCCACCAGACUCUCCAAAUGCUUGUUGUGUUCUGUGGUCCAGUUAGUGAGAGAUUGUGUAUAAAAUGUGUUUCAGGCUCCUGUUCUGCAUCUGUUUCCUCUGUGUUACUGAACCUUAAUUCUUGUGGCCUCGCUAAACCACCGAUGUGGAAUAAACCUUUGCUACUGUC